Messenger RNA from Nylanderia fulva, 1046 nucleotides. RefSeq lists its product as uncharacterized. The record is from RefSeq and is a predicted model, not a curated record. NCBI's taxonomy places the organism in Eukaryota, Metazoa, Arthropoda, Insecta, Hymenoptera, Formicidae.
GCGUAGCGAGCAAAGAAAAACUGUCAUCACAUCCACCAUGAAGUUCUUCGUUGUUUUGUUCGCCGUUGUUGCGGCCGCUAGCGCCGGACUUAUUGGAUAUCAUCAUGAGCCAAUCGUGCAGCCCUGGGUGGCUCCUGCGGUGCACGCUGCUCCGGUGGUGCACGAGGCUCUACCCUGGGUCGCGGCCGCACCGAAAUACGUCAAGGUCGCCGCUCCGGUGUCGUACGGCAAGGAGUAUCAUCAAGUGCUCAACAUCCCGCAACAUGUCCCCAUUCCGCCGCCGCAUCCGAAGCCGUUGCAUCUCAAGGCGCACGACCACGUCAACAGAAUACAUUACGACGCACCGCAUAUCCCACAUCCGCAUCUCGUCGGCGUUGAGCACUAUGUGCCCGCACCGGAACCCGCCAUCUCCGUUGUCAAGGCGCACGGGCACGGCUGGGACUAAGCUCCGACGUCCGUCAAACCAGUCGAUUCCGAGCGGUCCACCCGAGAAGUCAUUCCGCGGCCUAAGAGUGACAGCAGACAAUUCGUCGACGACGCAUAAAUAUCAUCUUCUCCGUCCUCUUCCCUUAUCCUCGUCAUUUUUUUUUCCAAGUUACUUUGAUUGAAAUAAAUAAGAAGCAAUGAGCACAAAAAUGAGGAUCGUCAGAAUCGGAAUUCUUUGAGGCUCUCCCAGCGAGAGAUAUGAAAAUCGUGGAUCGCUCGCGGAUCGCAGACCAAGGCAGCCACAGAUUUAAGAAGAAAAAAUAUAUUUUUGACAUGAUUUCUACCUUAGAGCUAUACAUAUGACACAUUUCACACAAACACACAUGGACAACCGAGUCUUUUUCCCCGUUUUCCUUUCUCUUAUUUCCCUGUUUGAACACUGACCAAAUUUCCCGGCGGCUAUUAUCGUGCUACUAUGAAGAAGACAUCGCAAGACAUCAAAAGAGAGAGCGUUUUCCCUUUCGUCCCUUCUGUCCAAUUUUUCUCUGUCGUUCGCAGCAACACUUUUAUUUAUUUUCUAAUAAAGGUUGACCUGUACGUCUUUUGUGAUAAAUCAGGAA